Messenger RNA from Dendrobium catenatum, 2743 nucleotides. Its product is annotated as TBC1 domain family member 17. Gene Ontology annotation, biological process: activation of GTPase activity. The transcript has 15 exons. Gene Ontology annotation, molecular function: GTPase activator activity. Lineage: Eukaryota; Viridiplantae; Streptophyta; Magnoliopsida; Asparagales; Orchidaceae. Bases 132 to 2132 code for a protein of 666 amino acids. The record is from RefSeq and is a predicted model, not a curated record.
UAUCGGUAAGCGCAUCGCGCCAAAGCCCAGCUAUAAGAACCCAACUAUUGCACUGCCGUCCUAUUCUCGGUUCCCAAGUCUCCAUCGAUUCUUCUUCCUUCCUUCACUCAAGUUCCCCGGCGACACACCAGAUGGAGCUGCAUGAUCUCUGCGAUGACCCGUACUACGCCGCCUCCCAGCGUCAGGAUUCAGCUAGCAAUUUGAGCUGCGAUUCCGAUCAGAUGAGAGAUGCCAAUGAAUUCGAGCUGGUAUACUCCAAAGAGAAUGUCGCGAUUCACCCGAGCCAGUACGCCUCGGAGCGGAUUAUCGGCCGUUUGCGAAUCAUUAAGCAGAGCUCUUCGCUGUUCUUGACGUGGAUACCCUAUCGCACUGCAUCUAAUUUGGUUGGCACUGCGGGGCGUAAUUUAAGCUCAAGUGUAUCAGAGAAAGAUAUGAACCUGUACACAAUCAAAUCAGUGCCCUUGACUAGCGUCCAUUCUAUAAGAAGGCAUAUCCCAACAAUUGGAUGGCAGUAUAUAAUUGUUAUCCUUUCGUCAGGGCUUGCAUUCCCUCCACUGUACUUCUAUAAUGGAGGAGUUCGUGAAUUUUUUGCAAUAUUGAAGCAGCAUGUAUUUAUUGUGAGGUCUGCAGAUGAUGCAAAUGUCUUUAGGCUAAAUGAUUUCCAGGAUUCUCUUCAGAAAAGCCUGUCAUCUCUGGAGCUACCAAGGGUUCUUUCAGUUGCAAAUGGGGCAACGUUGCACCAUUCACCAAGUGCAGUUUCUGCAAUUGAUAACUCUAAGAGGGAAAAUGGCAUAGCCUCUGGUGGUGUUUCCACUGCUUCUAAACAUAGCGGAAAGAAAAAGUACAAGGUUCCUGAUCCUGCUCAUGAUCUCUCCGUUCAAGUAUUGGAGAAGUUUUCGCUUGUUACCAAGUUGGCCCGGGAUGCAACAACUCAAAUCUUCCGCGAAAUUCAAGACACUCGUUCACCUCUUCGUGACAAAAAGCUUCAAAAUAGUCCUUCCCCUGUUACAACAGUUAGCCAGCUCGACUAUAGAACGAAUAAUAAUACACGAACAAAGCCUGAUGAUAUUGAGGGAAUAUCUGUUGAUUCCAAGUCUGUGAGAUCCUAUGUACGUGGAAAGAAAAUGAAGCUUCCUUUGACCCAUGAAGAGUGGAGAGCUUUCCUAGGCCGUGAGGGACGCAUUGUGGAUUCAACAACUUUGAGAAAAAGAAUAUUUUAUGGUGGAAUGGAAAAUGAUCUGCGAAAGGAGGUUUGGAAAUUCUUGUUGGGAUCGUAUGAGUAUGAUUCUACAUUCGCUGAGAGGGAAUAUCUUGAUUCAGUGAAGAAAUCUGAGUACGAAUCAUUGAAGUCCCAAUGGAAGAGUAUUUCAGAGACACAGGCCAGAAGGUUUACAAAGUUCAGAGAGCGAAAGGGACUUAUUGAAAAGGAUGUGAUUAGAACAGAUAGAUCUAUACCUUAUUAUGAAGGUGACGGUAAUCCAAAUGUUACAAUUUUACGGGACAUACUGUUGACAUAUUCUUUCUAUAACUUUGACCUUGGAUAUUGUCAGGGUAUGAGCGAUCUUUUAUCACCAAUAUUGUUUGUUAUAAGGGAUGAAUCCGAUGCAUUUUGGUCUUUUGUUGCAUUGAUGGAGCGCUUGGGCCCCAACUUCAACCGUGACCAAAGUGGAAUGCACACCCAACUUUUUGCAUUGAUGAAGCUCGUGGAGCUUCUGGAUCAUCCACUGCACGACUACUUUGGGAAAGCUGAUUGUUUGAAUUACUUCUUCUGUUUCCGUUGGAUUCUUAUACAGUUCAAGAGGGAAUUUAACUACAAGGAGAUCAUGCAACUAUGGGAGGUACUUUGGACGCAUCAUCUGUCAGAACACUUCCACCUCUACAUCUGUGUUGCUAUACUAAAAACCCACCGGGAGAAAAUCAUAGGAGAGGAGAUGGACUUUGAUUCCAUUCUCAAGUUCGUUAAUGGGCUAAGCGGAAAAAUCGAUCUUGAUGCAGUAAUAAGCGACGCAGAGGCCUUAUGCAUCAGCGCUGGCGAGCACGGAGCUGCCUGCAUUCCUCCUGGUACUCCACCUUCCCUACCAUUAGAUUCAGAUGCUCAAUUAUAUGCUCAACAAGAUGACGAAAUAUUAUGAAAAAAUAUAUUAAUUUACAUACAGAAAACUGGGUCGCUAUAACUUAUAAGAUACACGCACACACAGUCUGGUUGAUAAUUCCACAAACGAGCACAAAUAUGAGAAGUGAGCAGAUCUUAUCAGAAUGAUAAGAUCGACCUUCUUAUCAGCAUUAACGGUGUAUAUGCGCGCAAGCGAGAUAAAGUCUUGUUCGGUUCAAUUCUUUAAUUAUCGAGCUGAAAAAUGAGUUAGUCCAACUUUGCUAAGGUUCAAACAAAUGUAGCACUAAAUUGGCUCGUUAAGUAGUGAGUUGAACACGACAAGAUGUUAAAAUGUUGACUAAGGUUUUGUUUGGGACGGUUUUUUUUCUUCUUUUUAAAGCGGUUUUUUAGCAUAAAUUUUUUUAUUUUUGUACUAAAAAGUUGCUUUAUGAAGCAGUAAAAAAUCGUCCCAAACGAAGCCUAAAUUGAUGAUUUUGAUUGUGUGAUAAAGAUUAGGGAUUUUUAUAGCAUAAUGUCCCCUUAAGGAAUACAAAAUUUAGUCUGUGCAAUGUACAUUCUUUUUAGAUACGUUUUAUAGUUUCAGUGGGUGAAAUAUGUGAUUAAUAGCGAACAUUUUUUAUUUUUGUAGGA